This is a messenger RNA of Clarias gariepinus (North African catfish), 7087 nucleotides long. RefSeq names its product adhesion G protein-coupled receptor A2 (gene adgra2). Gene Ontology annotation, cellular component: plasma membrane; Wnt signalosome. The coding region runs from base 499 to 4638 and encodes 1379 amino acids. The record is from RefSeq and is a predicted model, not a curated record. NCBI's taxonomy places the organism in Eukaryota, Metazoa, Chordata, Actinopteri, Siluriformes, Clariidae. Gene Ontology annotation, molecular function: protein binding; G protein-coupled receptor activity. The transcript has 19 exons. Gene Ontology annotation, biological process: cell surface receptor signaling pathway; sprouting angiogenesis; central nervous system development.
AGGAUAAAGUGCUGCAGGGGUAUUAAGGGGAGUUAAGAUCGUACCGUUACUCAAGAGCCACACGCUAGGAAGGUUGCACGGACAGUGCGCGAGCACUGGAGGGACUCCCGGUGUGCUCGCGGACAUACAGGAUGUAAUAGUUUUUUUUUAAUGCGAAACCGUGAUGCGUGGCAGCUUUUUUUCGAAGCCCUGAGUAACUUUUUAAAUAUUUUUUGGAGUCUUGUCAUGAGUUUAUGUUUUUUUGUUUUUGUUUCGCACCGCUUUUUUCUCCACCGGGUUUGCGUUUUCAUGACUGCGCGCGCCGAGCCGCACGCGCCUGGACGCACGCGAUGGAGAGCUCGAGCUGAGGAGCGCGCGACUGUCAGAUUGGUUGUAGACGGUUUAUCGGCGCAGCGGCGGUAGCGCUUUUAAUCCUCCGCUCAGACGUCUUGCGGUGUUUAAAGCGAUUCCCGCGCCGAUGACAUGGGCUGAUUUCGGGUCACCGAAAAGGCACCGACGAUGUUGCGACGCCGCAGCGCGCGCCUCUCGUUCCGCUACCGGUCGCUGCUCGUGCCGCUUCUGCUGCUUCUGCUGCAUCUGGGAUGUGCGCGAGCCUGUCGCGAGCUUCUCUCGAGCGGCUGCAGCUGCACGGACGAGCGCUCCAAGGGCCACGCGGCGCAGGCGGGCGCGCGCAAACGAGUGAGCUGCGUCGGCAAGGAGCUGACGGAGACGCCGAGAGCGAGCCUGAUGCCCAACCGGACCGUUUCUUUAAACCUAAGCAACAACCGCAUCCGAGUCCUGAGAAAUGGCUCCUUUGCUGGCUUGUACUUGCUGGACAAACUGGAUCUGAAGAGUAAUCUGAUCAGCACCAUCAUGCCAGGAGCUUUUCAGGGUCUAACAGCACUGAGAAAACUUGACCUGUCCAACAACCGGAUCGGCUGCCUGACUCCAGAUAUGUUCCAGGGACUCACCAACCUCACCAAACUGAACAUUUCAGGAAACAUCUUCUCGUCGCUGGAACCAAACAUCUUCCAGGAGCUUCCCUCGCUCAAGCUGGUGAACUUUGACUCCGAGUUCCUGUCAUGUGACUGCGCCCUCCAGUGGGUGCCGGGUUUCUUCCGCACGAGCUCAGCCAAACUCGGAGAUGAGACGCUCUGCACGUACCCCCGAAGGUUCCAGAACAGGCCGCUGCGAGAACUAAAAGAAAGCGACCUGACCUGUGAAGGCCCAUUGGAGCUGCACACUCUGUUUCUGCUACCUUCUCUGCGCCAAGUCGUGUUUAAGGGAGACAGGUUGCCCUUUCACUGUACUGCUGCCCGGGUGGACAAAAUCACGGCCGUGCACUGGCGCCACAAAGGCCGAAGUGUCAGGAACAACCCUGAGAGUGGCGUUAUUCUAGAGGAGAGUGUUCUACAUGACUGUACUGUCAUCACCAGCGAGCUGAUCUUGUCGAAUGUUCACGUUGAUGCGAGCGGCGAGUGGGAGUGUGUGGUGACGACGGGACGAGGGAAUGUCUCACGUAGCGUGGAGAUCGUCGUUCUGGAAAACAGCGCCACAUUCUGCCCUGAGCAAAGAGUGUCCAAUAAUAGAGGAGAGUUCAGGUGGCCAAGAACCUUAGCUGGAAUUACUUCAUAUCAGUACUGCCUGCAGCUGCGUUAUCCAUCCUUGGCUGGAGGGGGUGCUGUUGAUCAGAAGAGAGCGUCUCGGCACUGCGAUCGCUCUGGGCGCUGGCAGGAAGGAGACUACUCACAGUGCCUCUACACUAAUGACAUCACUAAUGUCCUUCAUACGUUCAUGCUGAUGCCCAUCAAUGCCUCCAAUGCCGUGACAUUGGCACACCAGGUCAGGACAUACACAUUGGAGGCAGCAGGCUUCACAGACACCGUGGAUGUUUUCUACGUCUCACAGAUGAUGGAUAAAUUCCACAAUUAUCUCGAUCAGUCUCGUGAGCUGUCAGAAGUGCUGGUGGAGAUGGGCAGUAACCUGAUGCAAGUGGAUGAUAAGAUCUUGUUUCAGGCUCAGAAGGAUCAGAAAGCAUGCAGCACUGUGGUCUGCUCUCUGGAGACCUUAGCAUGGCCACAGCUUCACCCGAAUGCCCAGGAUCUCUCCAUGAUAUCUCAGAACAUCGUGAUGGAAGCUCACUUGAUACGCCCCGCACACUUUACUGGUAUGACCUGCACUGCCUAUGAGAGACAAGAUAGCUCUGGUGCCAGCGGCUUGGCCGUGAUCGAAUCUACCCAGGAGCAGCACUUACGGUUCCGCUGCACGACAGGAGCGCACAACAUGUCUUUAAGCGCUUUCCCUUUAAAGAAUGCUGUAGCACUUGCGUCGGUCUCUUUGCCGCCGUCCCUGUUUCCUCCAAACGCUCCCGCGGACUGUAAACUGCAGUUCGUAGCUUUCCGUACCGGUGGAUUCUUCCCAUUUAUCGGAAACUUAAGCAGCGGAGCUCGUAGGAGGAGAGUGAACACGCCGGUUAUCUAUGUAGGCCUCGACGGAUGCACCAUGUGGAACCAGUCAGCUCCCAUCAUCGUAUCUCUGCGACACAAGUCAUCGGGUAACGACCCGGUGGCUGCACACUGGAGUCUCCACGACCUCAAGCAUAAUGGGAGCUGGAGUACAGACGGCUGCCAGUUAGCGCACAGUGAUGCUAGCAUAUCGACGCUACGCUGUACCGUACUCAGUAACUACGCGGUGCUACAGGAGGUGCCAGAAUUCCCAGGCCUGCCUUCUGGUCUGGUGGAAGUGCUCCACCCGGUGGUGUACACCUGCACUGCAGUGCUCCUCCUGUGCCUCUUCACCAUCAUCUUUACAUACAUUCUGCACCACAGCUCUAUUCGAAUCACUAGAAAAAGCUGGCACACUCUACUCAACACCUGUUUUCACAUCGCCAUGACGACUGCGGUGUUUGCCGGAGGCAUAACUUUAACUAGCCACAAAAUUGCGUGUCAAACGGUGGGCAUUGUUCUCCACUAUUCCUCGUUGUCCACUUUGUUAUGGAUCGGCGUCAGCGCACGGGUGCUCUAUAAAGAAGCCUUGUGGAGGUCUCCACGGCAACCAGAUGGUGAGGGUGCAGCGGUGCCCGCUCAGCGGCCCAUGCUCAGGUUUUAUUUGAUCGGCGGCGGCGUUCCUCUCAUCGUAUGCGGCAUCACCGCAGCUGUCAAUAUUAACAACUACGGAGACAACAUUCCUUACUGUUGGUUGGUAUGGCAGCCCAGUAUCGGCGCUUUCUAUGUUCCCGCCGGCCUGGUGAUCCUGGUGACCUGGAUCUACUUCCUGUGUACCAUCGCACGCUUGAGAUGCCGAACCUCCCAGAGUGCUAAAGAACCUCCAUGCGCCACCUCUGGAUCGUCUCCCUUACCCGAAACCCAGCCGGCUCUAAGUGGCAGCACUAGUUUACUUUCGACUGACUCUGCAGUUGGUCCAAUGCAGGAGGUGCAGGAGGACCAGUAUUCAUUGAAAGUACAGUUCUUGGCACUCGUCGCAACUCAGUUCGUUUUUCUGCUUCUGUGGUCUUGCGGUGCGAUGGCUAUGUGGCACACGGACAAAGAGAGGAAGUUGUUCAGCUGCCUGUAUGGCGGAACGGCGACAGGUUUGGGAAUAUUCCUGGUGCUUCAUCAUUGCUUCAAACGCUUGGAUGUCCAGGCAGCUUGGCUUGGGUGUUGCCGGGGGUACCAUCGCCCGCCGGCGAUCCCAGCCUACAGCCAACCCUGCACUGCGACCGCUGGAGUCCAGAGCACUUCUGAAAGGGGCUCGCAAAUUUUUGUCGGUUCUGUUCCUCCAGCAGAGCAAAGCAAUUACUCUUCUUCCGCCAGGUCAUCCUCCACGCCAAGUGGCACCAGCAGUGUUGGCGCUGGUCCCUGCAAGCUCACCAACCUCUUGCAGGUGACCCAGGACAAUGCUAACAACGCUACACGUGCUCUGGCAGGCACAAACACCAACACCAGCACCAGCACGGAGAACAACACCAACAACAAACCUGCCAACAACCUGGUGCUGCCAAGUAUUAACACCACUGUACCUGCUCAGCAGCAACAGCGAAAAAAGACUAGCAGUAGGACUAAGACAGGAAGUGGCCAGUACCACCACCGGGGGGAGGGAAGGGGACAUUAUCGUCUGAAAGCACUACGAGGUGGUGGGGGCAGUGUAGGUGCCUUGGGCCCACCAGGGGUGGACCAAAUCAACAUUCAUCAUGUUCCUAGAUAUGCAUCCAGCGAGAAUGGAAGUCUUCGAAACAGCCAUUCGGAGAGCCAUAACGGUCCGCUGACCAACGGGAGACACCGCGGGGAAGGACCAGGAACAAGUCCUUCAGAGGGAAGCGAUGGAGGAAGCAGCGGAAGCAGGAAGCCUUUCCCACUUUUGCCCUCUAUAGCGAGUCGGGUUGCAAUGCAGCAGAACGGACAGAAGCGCAGUGCAAGCCGGGACAAUCUUAAACUGGUCACUGCAGCUGAUAAAGACUUGAAACGAGGUUCAUAUCUGAUGAACUCCGACACCAUAACAGCCACCAGAACUACAAGCGGCACAACCUCAUCGACGCUACCUGCCACAUCGAAUGGAAUGCUGAAAGGUUCAGGGAUCGAACUGGAAGCGAGCGGGUCGGACCAUUCGCAGGGUUCGAUCGGGAUGAGACCCGGAGUUUGGAAAAGUGAGACGACGGUGUGAUGGCGACAAAAGUGUGCCCAAGCAUUCUUUGUUUAGGCAAGUGUAUGAAAACUGCCUCAAUCCUAAGUGAAACGUUGGGUCUCUUCCAGCGUUAAUCUCUCUGACGUUUUAUUUGCAGUGAUGUUCAGUGAGCUUCAAAGAAUUUGCACCUUCCACAAGCACACCGGACUGUUUGCCAGAGCGUGUAUUUGUUAAGGUUUCAUGAGGGAUCCUAUAUAAAGCAGGAGGCUCUGUGUCUCGGCCUCGUCGUAUUGUUUUAAUGAGAGGGAGAGAAAGAGAAUUAAGGGAUUUACAAACAGUAUAUGCAAAAACUGAACCCUUUCCAAAUCAAUGUUUCUUUUUCAUCAAGAAACGGUGACACAGUAUUAUUUAUCUGUGAUAGAUGUGCUUGAUGUUAAGAAUAUAACAUCUAACGUGUGGUUUAAAAGCUAUUGCAACAAAAUGAAGACCUUAUCUGUAAGCUUUUUUUUUUUUUAUCUAUGCAUAUCAGUGGAAAUGGGCCACAAAGUGCAUUCGGAAUUUUUUUUGCUUAUACAACCUGUUUUGUGCGUGUGUGUGUGUGUGUGUAUAUGUGUGUGUUUGUCAUGCUUUGUGUUUGCUGGUUACAUAGCGAACGUGCACAUGUGCACAUAGUGAGAGAUGUGUACAGUAUGUCUAUGUCGGAAUGUCUGUAUGAAUGGAUGUAUUAAUUGACAAUUACAGUACAGUAUUUAGCUUUAUUUCCUCUCCAGCACUGAUAAAUACCUCUUGGCCUUACUUUAUCGUUCCAGUAUUAAGGACUUGCGGUGAGUUCACUUCUUUCUUUCCUAGCUUUGUUUGUGGAAUAUCUAUCGGCACCGAGGGAUGCUGUGUUUUUCUUUUUUCUGUUGCAAGACAGGAAAUAACUCAAGUCUGUGUGUUAUUACUGUCCCUCUUGUGUGUCAAAGGUCACGAUUAUAAUGAAAAACACAGGUCUAGACUGCCCUCUAGUGAGAGGACCAUUUUUCAAAUGCACUGCCAAACCAAACAUACUGCCAAGUCAUAAAGGCUAUGAGUGGGGAUUUUAUUACCGUUGUGUUGAAAUAAAUUUGGGUGGAGAUUUUUUUAUUUGUUUAAUCAUGUCUGACAUGGUUUUCCUGUAGCACUUGGAAAAAAAAGUCCUUCCCUAAAACCUUAAUUAAGCACAAACUGUGUAUUAACAGAUUCAGGGUAUUUUCCUUUUCUUUUUCUUCCUUUCUUGUAGUCCUGGCUCAGUUGAUCUCUUUUCUUUUCUUUCUUUCUCAGGUGUACUCAUCACUGCUGUCAUACUAACAUAUUGUUCAGUGCUAACAUUUGCGUAGCUUUUCUCUGAUUGCAACAAAUGAACAAAUGCACAGGACCAAAAAAAAAACAAAACAUUUUUUAAGGAAGUAUUUGAAGAAACCAGCCUGAAGACAUGAUUAAACGAUCUAGAUUCGAGGUUGUUCAUCAAUCAAUACAGUAUAGCAGUGUAAUAUUAAUUAAUAUUAAUUGUACAUUUAGAGCACUUAAAACAAACGGAAAGCCAAUUUUUGUUUCUAAUACAAUUUAAAGAAGUGAAGGAAGAAAGAAAGAAGGAAAGAGUACCCCUGGUCUUAAAAGGGGGAAACAGUGUUAUUCAAAAAGACAUUAAUUUCUUUACAAGUCCUGCAUAUGCCAAGAAGUAGCUUUUUUUUUUUUUUUUUUAAAUAUUACAUCAUAUGCAAUUUCAUGUUAAUGACAAUGACAUUUUUUUUACACUUCGUAUCAUGAAUCUGUCUUCGAUUAAAGUUUUCCGCCAGCUCUAUGUUCAGGGAUUUUUUUUUACACCAAAGAAGCGUUUUUAAGCAUCUCCAGUACUGCUACAGUAUUUGUCAAGUUUUCAAAUUGUAUACACAAUCCCAGAAGUGUCACAAAUUAGGCAAAAAUUAUUAAAAGUUCCAUAAUAUCAGUAUUUAUUAUAGUGUAUGUCACAAAUCAGAUGAGCUUUCCUUUUAUUGCAUGUUGGAUUCCAGUGUGUUUUAUAAGUAACAUGAUGCUGUGUAAGGUUGAACUAUCCUUUUAAAAACAGGCAUGAAUUAUUGUGAUCUUUUUUUUUUUUAAUCACCAAACGACUGCAUUAAUUCCAUGGUUCCCAGUUUGAAGUUGAAUGAAAACAUGAUUGUACCAAGCAUUUGUCUUGCUUUUAAAUGAAAUAUUAACUUGUUUGUGCCAUGGUUAAACAAUCCUUGUGAUUUUUUUUUCUGUCCCUAUGCAUGAAGUUUUUGGUCAGCAAAAAGUAUUUGGUAUGCUAUUUAUCCACUAAUGAUGGUUUCUACUGUCAUCUUGAGUUUUUAAAGGGAUAUUUCAUGUUUCGUGUAUAUUUAUAUGUCACUUUGCGUCAAUAUGAAAAUUCAUUUUUCAGUUCCAGUAAUAUAUUUGCUGUUCGUGCCUUAUAAAAAUUCUGAUGCAAAAUAAAGACUUUCUAAAUAUC